GGGGGCGGGUGCACGAUGAGAAAAUCCAACACUUGAUGCAAGGAGGAGCCAAAUCCUUUAACAACGUGACUUCCUAUAGGCUAAACCCUCAAAUAGAGAAGGGGGGGUGGGGUGGUGUAAUGAUGCAAAAGUGACCCCAGCGUGGUGAGACCUUGUGUUUCCUCUCCUCAAUGGAGCUUCUAUGGAAAUGGUGGAGCAUGUGCUAACUUCCUCCUUGAAGCACCGAGGAUAUAACCUCUAUUCUUCCACUUUGCACCCAUGAACUCCCCGCGUCCCAGACCAUGAAGACAACUCGCAAAUGCAGGACUCUUCUGUCGGUGGGCCUGAACUUCUUCGCCUUGUUCUUCUCCAUCACGGCUUUCAUCACCACCUACUGGUGUGUCGGGACGCAGAGGGUACCCAAGCCCAAGUGCAGUAAGCUGCGAACCCACCAGUGCAUCGACUACGGCGUGAACGAGACGGACCCCAACAAGGUGGUUUACAGCUGGGAGACCGGGGACGACCGCUUCCUGUUCCGCCAGUUCCACACCGGCAUCUGGUUUUCUUGUGAGGAGAACAUCCACGAUGAAAGUGAGAGAUGCAGAAGCUUCAUCGAUUUGGCGCCUGCAUCAGAGAAAGGGAUGCUGUGGCUGUCGCUGGUCUCUGAGAUGCUCUACAUCAUUUUACUGGUGGUGGGCUUCAGCCUCAUGUGCUUGGAACUCGUCCACUCCAGCAACGUCAUCGACGGACUCAAGCUCAAUGCCUUCGCUGCGGUCUUCACGGUGCUCUCAGGUCUCCUGGGCAUGGUGGCUCAUGUGAUGUACACACAAGUCUUCCAGGUCACCGUCAGUCUGGGGCCCCCCGACUGGAGACCCUAUAACUGGGACUAUGGCUGGUCCUUCUGCAUGGCCUGGGCGUCCUUCACCUGCUGCAUGGGCGCGUCGGUCACCACGCUCAACUCCUACACAAAGACCGUCAUUGAGUUCAGGCACAAACGAAAGACCUUCGAGCAAAGCAUUCGGGAGGAACACGCCAGGGAGGCUUUUGAAUAUUUCCGAGAACCCUCUGUACACUCCAUUUCCAAAUCUGUGGAGAUUUAUUCCAGCCAGACUCUGAAGAGUGGCAGGAUAACUCCCAUACCGGCGGACUCCUUAGACCUGAGUGACAUUCGGGGUUCUUUGGGGGAAGAACAGUGCUGAGAGAGGCCAUACGGUGGUCUAUAAGAUCCACGGGAAACAUUUAAACCUUGCCUUAAUUCAAUCUUGUCCCGUGGGGGGGUACGGAGUUCUCUUUAUAAACAAUGUAGAUGUUCAAGAAAAUUCCCGUUAUUGCAGUGAAGGUCUCUUGGAUGCUUCUUGCCUUAUUGAACAAUCUUAUCUUACACCCUAGACUGGUGGCCAGCCAAUCACAGGGCACAUAUAUAUAGACAAACAACCAUUCACACUCACAUUCAUACCUAUGGACAAUUUGGAGUCGCUAAUUAACCUAGCAUGUUUUUUUUUUUUAAAUGUGGGAGGAAACCGGAUUACCCGCUCAUAAAUUGGUAUUGCAAUAAAACAACAUUAUCGGCUGCACGGUGCUCAAGUGGUUAGCGCACAGGCCUCACAGCUAGGAGACCCGAGUUCAAUUCCACCCUCGGCUAUCUUUGUGUGGAGUUUGCAUGUUCUCCCGGUGCAUAUGCAACGCGAGGAUCCAUUGUGUGUUACAUAAAGAUAAGUCAAAAAUGUGAACGGCAUGAUAUCAAAAACAUGUUUUUUUGAGGAAUACCUGCAAUAUGAAAUGAUUAAAAAAAAUUUCAUUAUGAAGAUAUUUCAAGAAAACAACCUGACCGAGUCAUUUUUGACCCACUUAUGGAAGGUUGGGGUAGUAACACAAAAAUAAAAAUUUCUUAAAAUGUAUAAAAGGUAACUUAAAAAUGUGAACGGCAUGAUAUCAAAAACAUGUUUUUUGAGGAAUGCCUGGAAUAUGAAAUGAUAACAAUUUUUCAUUAUGAAGAUAUUUCAAGAAAACAACCUGACCGGGUCAUUUUUGACCCACUUAUGGAAGGUUGGGGUAGUAACACAAAAAUAAAAAUUUCUUAAAAUGUAUAAAAGGUAACUUAAAAAUGUGAACGGCAUGAUAUCAAAAACAUGUUUUUUGAGGAAUGCCUGGAAUAUGAAAUGAUAAAAAAAAUUUAAUUACAAAGAUAUUUCAAGAAAACAACCUGACCGGGUCAUUUUUGACCCACUUAUGGAAGGUUGGGGUAGUAACACAAAAAUAAAAAAUUCUUAAAAUGUGUAGAAGGUAAAGUAAAAAUGUGAACGGCAUGAUAUCAAAAACAUGUUUUUUUGAGGAAUACCUGGAAUAUGAAAUGAUAAAAAAAUUUUCAUUAUGAAGAUAUUUCAAGAAAACAACCUGACCGGGUCAUUUUUGACCCACUUAUGGAAGGUUGGGGUAGUAACACAAAAAAUAAAAUUUCUUAAAAUGUAUAAAAAUCUCUGUGUGGAGUUUGCAUGUUCUCCCGGUGCAUGCGUGGGUUUUUUCCGGAUUCCUACCACAUUCCUAAAACAAAAAAAAUUCCAAAUUGUCCAUAGGUAUGAAUGUGAGUGUUUUUAGCAUGUUUUUGGAAUGUGGGAGGAAACCGGAGUACCCGGAGAAAACCCACGCAUGCACAGGCUACAAACAUGCAAACUCCUAGCUGUGAGGUCUGCACGCUAACCACUCGACCGCCGUGCCGCCGUAUUGAACAACAGGUUUUUAUGCAAAUGAAAGACGGAUGCAAUCAUUUUCAACUCGCAAAAUAAAGCCACAAAUGCUAAUCUUGUGCCUACACAGACGUGCAAUUGUGAUGUUGACGUAUGUACUAUGUAAGUAAGUAAGCAAGUCCAUACUGUAAGUGUGUGGUAUUUUUGUACACAGUUAUAGUUAUACUGGAUCAUCGUGAAGGAUGAAAAAAGGAAGAAUCUGUCGUCUUGGAUUUCAAUUUCUGGCAUUUUUAUGUUUGAUGUUUUCUGCUUCAGUUUGAAGACAAUAAAUUGUAAGUUGAGAAAAUGUGUCAUUCUUAAAUUUAGUUUGGCCAGUGAUUGGACGUUGUACCUUAGAGGGCAGUGUUGUGUCGUGAAAAACUGGCAGAAGCCUUUACUGUGAAGGAGUAAGUAUUCAGCCAGCUUUAUUACUGGAGUGUCCAAAUUGUAUACAUUUUUGUGCAUCAAAACAAAUCCAAUAUAUGCUAACCUAGUCUCAAUAGGCGGCUUGUGGGCCAGAUUUGACCCACCAAACAAUGUAAACCAA
This is a messenger RNA of Doryrhamphus excisus (bluestripe pipefish), 3249 nucleotides long. RefSeq names its product germ cell-specific gene 1-like protein. Lineage: Eukaryota; Metazoa; Chordata; Actinopteri; Syngnathiformes; Syngnathidae. The record is from RefSeq and is a predicted model, not a curated record. Gene Ontology annotation, cellular component: plasma membrane.